Eublepharis macularius is the source of this 1779-nucleotide messenger RNA. RefSeq names its product PR/SET domain 8 (gene PRDM8). Gene Ontology annotation, cellular component: nucleus. The coding region runs from base 4 to 1779 and encodes 591 amino acids. The transcript has 3 exons. Gene Ontology annotation, biological process: regulation of DNA-templated transcription. Lineage: Eukaryota; Metazoa; Chordata; Lepidosauria; Squamata; Eublepharidae. The record is from RefSeq and is a predicted model, not a curated record. Gene Ontology annotation, molecular function: protein binding.
GGGAUGGAGGAGUCCGGGGCGCCGCGGGGCAUCUGGGAGGGCGAGGCCAAGGCGGUCCAGCAGUGCCUGACGGACAUCUUCACCAGCGUCUACACCACCUGCGACAUCCCGGAGCACGCCAUCUUCGGCCCCUGCGUGCUGAGCCACACCUCGCUCUACGACAGCAUCGCCUUCGUCGCCCUCAAGUCCACCGACAAGAGGACCGUCCCCUACAUCUUCCGGGUGGACACCUCGGCGGCCAACGGCUCCUCGGAAGGCCUGAUGUGGCUCCGCCUGGUCCAGUCGGCCCGAGACAAAGAGGAGCAGAACCUGGAAGCCUACAUCAAAAACGGACAGUUGUUUUAUCGCUCCCUCCGCAGGAUCGCCAAAGACGAGGAGCUGCUCGUUUGGUACGGGAAAGAGCUGAGCGAGUUACUCCUGCUGAGCGCCGCCAGAGGCCACGGCAAAAUGAACGGCUCUCCGCCCUACGCCUGUCUGGAGUGCAGCCAGCGCUUCCAGUUCGAGUUCCCGUACGUGGCCCACCUGCGCUUCCGCUGCCCCAAGCGACUGCACGCCCCCGAGGGCGGCGAGGAGGCCAGCACCAAGGACAGCAGCCCGAAGCCCCCCGACGGCGCCGCCAAGUACCCGCCCAAGGCGCUCCCGCCCGCCCCGCCGCCGCCUCGGCACCACUUCGCCGGCCCGCAGGAGGGCGCCGCCAGCAAGCCGGCCACGGACUUCCACAACCUGGCGCGGGACAUGGAGAACUCACGGGAGGCCGCCGCUAGCCCCCCGGGCCAGGGCGGCAAAGCCAAGCGGCGGUACCCGGCGGCCGGCGAGGAGGAGCGGGCGGCGGCGGCCCGGGGGCGCGCGGAGAGGCCCAAGGAGGAGCUGGCCUGCACCCCGCAGCAGCACUUCCGCCCGGCGGGCAGCUACUUCGGCCUGGAGGAGAGCGGCCGCCUCUUCGCGCCGCCCAGCCCGGAGACCGGCGAGGCCAAGCGCAGCGCCUUCGUGGAGGUGAAGAAGGCCUCGCGGGGGCUGGACGCGGCUGGCGAGGAGGAGAAGGAGCGCGGCGCGGGCGGCGCCUCCUCGCCGUCGGACAAGGGCCUGGGCGCGCGGGGCGGCGGCGGCGGCAGCGCCUUCUCCACGGUGGCCUCCUCUCCCUCGGGCGGCGAGGAGCGGAAGAGCGCCUUCUCGCAGCCGGCGCGCUCCUUCGCGGCCUCGGCGGCGGCCCACGUAGCGCAGCUGGUGCUGGGCCCCAAGCUGAGCGCGCUGGUGGACGCCGGCGGCGCCUGCCCCGACGGAGCCGCGCGCCUCUACGCGCCCGACCCGCUGGCCGUCAAGCUGCAGGGCGCGCCCCCGGCGGAGCUGAGCGGGGGCGGCGCGGGCGGAGGGGGCGGCGCGGCGGGCGGCGGCGGAGGGGGCGGCGGAGGGGGCGCCUCGACGGGCGGCGGCCUGCCCAAGCAGAGCCCCUUCGUGUACGCCACCACCUUCUGGCCCAAGAGCUCGGUGGCGGCGGCGGCGGCGGGGCCCCUGCAGCUGCAGCUGCCCUCGGCGCUCACGCUGCUGCCGCCCUCCUUCACCUCGCUCUGCCUGCCGGCGCAGAACUGGUGCGCCAAGUGCAACGCCUCCUUCCGCAUGACUUCCGACCUGGUGUACCACAUGCGCUCCCACCACAAGAAGGAGUACGCCCUCGAGCCCCUGGUCAAGCGGCGGCGCGAGGAGAAGCUCAAGUGCCCCAUCUGCAACGAGUCCUUCCGCGAGCGCCACCACCUCUCCCGGCACAUGACCUCGCACAACUGA